This is a messenger RNA of Dermatophagoides pteronyssinus (European house dust mite), 2301 nucleotides long. It is a transcript of the gene par-6, whose product is annotated as partitioning defective protein 6. The record is from RefSeq and is a predicted model, not a curated record. Gene Ontology annotation, biological process: centrosome cycle. Lineage: Eukaryota; Metazoa; Arthropoda; Arachnida; Sarcoptiformes; Pyroglyphidae. Gene Ontology annotation, molecular function: protein binding.
AUGUCUUCGACAAUGACAACAGUGCCGGUAAAUUCUUCAAAUACCACAUCAUCAUCAUCAUCUUCAUCAUCAUCGAAUAAUAUCCGUCAUCAUAGUAGUAGUAGUGGUGGUGAACAACAACAACAACAAAUUGUACCAUUUACUAAUUUAACAAAUAAUCAUCAACAAAAUUUAAUUGAAAUUAAAAGCAAAUUUGAUGCUGAAUUUCGUCGUUUUUCCAUUCAACGUACCGAAAUUACAAAUUUAGAAGAUUUUGUUAAAUUAAUUGAACAUUUUCAUAAUCUUUUUACAAUACCAUUUUGUUUAUUUUAUACUGAUCCAAUACAUGGUGAUUUAUUACCAAUUAAUAAUGAUAAAAAUUUUGCAUUAGCAAUAGCAUCAGCUAAACCAUUAUUACGUUUAAUCGUACAAAGAAAAGGCGAAAGUAUCGAUUAUCUAAAUAAUUAUGGGAAAAAGAAAAAUUUUUUAGGAAAUAUUUUACCAUCAUCAGUAUCAUCAUCAUCAUCAGCUAAAAAUCGUUUAGCUAUAUCGGCACCGGAAGAUUUUCGUCAAGUUUCAUCAAUUAUUGAUGUUGAUAUUGUACCGGAUACAUGUCGUCGUGUUCGUUUAGUAAAACAUGGUUCAGAUAAACCGCUUGGUUUUUAUAUUCGUGAUGGUAGCUCAUUUCGUAUUACUGAACAUGGUUUUGAAAAAGUUCCUGGAAUAUUUAUUUCACGUUUAGUUCCUGGUGGUUUAGCCGAAAGUACCGGAUUAUUAGCUGUUAAUGAUGAAGUAUUAGAAGUAAAUGGUAUUGAAGUUAAUGGUAAAUCAUUAGAUCAGGUUACAGAUAUGAUGGUUGCAAAUUCUUCAAAUCUAAUUAUUACUAUUCGUCCGGCCAAUCAAAGAGCACAUGCAGCUGGCCAUCAUAAUACACUUUCUUCUUCGUAUUCAUCAAAUACGAUUUCAAAUUAUCCACAUCAUCAUCAUCCUAACCAUCCUAAUCAACUCCAUCAUCAUCAACAUCAUCCAACAGGAUCAACAGCAGCAUCUUUAGGAAUAAAUCAAUCGAUGACAAUCGAUACAAGACAUCCACAACAUCAUUAUCUUAAUCAUCAAUAUUAUAAUCAUCCACAUUAUCAUGGAACAAAUAAUUCAAAUGUUUCACAUCAUUAUACAAAUAGUUUAGAACGAUCUGGACAUCGUUCAAAAGUAUCACAAGUAGAUUAUUAUGGUAAUAUGUAUAAUGGUCCUAGUACGAGUAAUACUACUAAUAAUAAUAAUCGAAAACCCGAUCAACCGCAUCAAUUUUUAUCAUCAGCAUCGGCCGCUGCGGCUGCAACGACAACAACAGCAACAACGUUUCGUCCACAUGCUUCAACAUCAUCAGCUUAUCAAUUACAUGCUCAUUCAAAUUAUUCACAUCAUCCGCAUCAACAUCAUCAACGAACACAUUCAACGGGUAUGAUUCAAGUGAUUGAAAAUGAUGAUGACAACGUUGAUGAUGAUGAUGAUGAUGAUGAUGAAGAUGAAGUACGAGAUCAUUUUAAUGCUGAAUCAACAAUAAAUUCUUCGACAGCUAAUAAUAAUAAUAAUAAUGUAACUAUAACGACAAUUGCUACAGCUAUAACUACAUCAACGCCACAAAUAUUUACAACAAACGUAUAUACAUUAUCAUCUAAUCCUACAAUGGUCGAAUGUAUUACGAUUGGUCCAUCAACAUCGACAUCAAAAUCAUUGAAUAAUAAUAAUAAUAAUAUCACUAAUGGAAUCAAUAUUGGCCAUCAAUCACCAUCACCUUAUGUUAGAAAACGAAAUAAUUCAGAUGUCAAUAAUACAACGACGACAAUGUCGAUUAGUAAUCAACAACAACAAACACCACAACAUUACUAUUUCAAUAACAACACUAAUGGUACUCAUCAACAACAAACUGCCAACAACAAUAACAAUAAUCUAACAUCGACGACGCAAUCAACAAACAACGAUUCUGAUAUAGUUACAUUAUGAAAUUGAUUGAAAGAUUUUUUUGGCCGCUUAAUUAUCAAAAGAAAUCAUAUGUUGUUAAUGUUUUUUUUUCAUCUUUUUUCUCUAUUUUUUUUCCUCAUCUUGAUCUGUAUUUUUAUGGAUUAGAUUGAUCCAAAUUGCUCAUUUUCACAUACCUGUUUGCCUUUGCACUCACACACACACAGACAUUCAACAGGAGAUUUUUGAAUUUUUUUCAAAUUCUAUUCAUUCCAUUGAUAAACAGAAGACUUUUUUUUCUCUUUUUAUGAGCCUUUCAUUCAUUUGAAAUAUACCAAAAAGAAAAAAAUUUUUUUCACUCAA